This is a messenger RNA of Eubalaena glacialis (North Atlantic right whale), 951 nucleotides long. RefSeq names its product eukaryotic translation initiation factor 1B (gene EIF1B). Gene Ontology annotation, biological process: translational initiation. The transcript has 4 exons. Bases 254 to 595 code for a protein of 113 amino acids. The record is from RefSeq and is a predicted model, not a curated record. Gene Ontology annotation, molecular function: RNA binding; translation initiation factor activity; ribosomal small subunit binding. Gene Ontology annotation, cellular component: eukaryotic 43S preinitiation complex. Lineage: Eukaryota; Metazoa; Chordata; Mammalia; Artiodactyla; Balaenidae.
UUGUCGGAGAAGCCGCAGCGCCGCCUCUUCUCUCGCGUCCUCGCAUCCGUUGCUGCCGCCUCUUCCUCCGCCUCCUCCUUCGCCUCUUCCUGCCUCCUCCCGGCUUCCGCCGCCGAUCCAGCCGCUUCCCAACCCCGGGGCGAAGCGUCUCCUUAUUUAUUUCCGUUUUCUCGCCACUACCGCCUCCUGACACGGUGAUCCGGGCGGGCCCCGCAGGAAUUUUAUCCCCUCACCGGCCUCACACUAGUAUCGCAUGUCCACUAUCCAGAACCUCCAAUCUUUCGACCCCUUUGCUGAUGCAACUAAGGGUGACGACUUACUCCCGGCAGGGACUGAGGAUUACAUUCAUAUAAGAAUCCAGCAACGGAACGGCAGAAAGACACUGACUACUGUUCAGGGCAUUGCAGAUGAUUAUGACAAGAAGAAACUUGUGAAAGCUUUCAAAAAGAAAUUUGCCUGUAAUGGUACUGUGAUUGAACAUCCCGAAUACGGAGAGGUUAUUCAGCUUCAAGGUGACCAAAGAAAAAACAUUUGCCAGUUUCUCUUGGAGGUUGGCAUUGUCAAGGAGGAACAGCUUAAGGUUCAUGGAUUCUAAAAUGAACCUAAAUACGUGGAGAAUUUCUUGAAUAAUUUUGUUCUCUAAACCAAGUUUGGCUGCCUUGUGAAAUGAUUCUCUGCAGUAAACGGACUUUUCAUUUAUUUAAUCAUUCAAACUUCCAUUCACAUCUGCAUGAUUACAGAAAACAUGGGGUAUGUAGACUAGUAACACAUAAGAAAAUUGCAGUAAGAUGGUAAUGAAACCCCGUAUUCAUCUUAACAUGUUUCCAAUGGAAAAUAUUUUUUUUGAGUGUUUAUUUGUUUAUUCAGUUUAUUACUUUUCACUUGAUUAAAUUUUUUUGUUGUAUUAAACCAUGUAUGUUGCAGCUUAACAAUAAAAAAAAAAUCUAUGAA